AUGGGAUCACGUCUUCGCCAAGAAGAUUUUCCUCCUCGGAUUGUUGAGCAUCCUUCGGAUGUUAUUGUCUCUAAAGGAGAACCAACAACUUUGAACUGCAAGGCUGAGGGCAGGCCAACUCCUACUAUAGAGUGGUAUAAAGAUGGUGAGAGAGUGGAGACUGACAAAGAUGAUCCACGAUCCCACCGCAUGCUGCUGCCUAGUGGAUCUUUAUUUUUCUUGCGUAUUGUGCAUGGACGUAGAAGUAAACCUGAUGAAGGAAGCUAUGUCUGUGUGGCAAGGAACUAUCUUGGUGAGGCAAUGAGUCACAAUGCAUCUCUGGAAGUGGCAUUAUUAAGAGAUGACUUCCGGCAAAAUCCCACAGAUGUUGUUGUGGCAGCCGGGGAGCCUGCCAUCUUGGAGUGCCAACCUCCUCGAGGACAUCCAGAGCCCACCAUCUAUUGGAAGAAAGACAAAGUUCGAAUAGAUGACAGGGAAGAGAGAAUAAGUAUCCGUGGUGGGAAACUGAUGAUUUCAAACACUAGAAAGAGUGAUGCAGGCAUGUAUACCUGUGUUGGAACAAACAUGGUUGGAGAAAGAGACAGUGAUCCAGCAGAACUGACUGUCUUUGAGCGACCCACUUUCCUUAGAAGACCAAUUAACCAAGUGAUACUGGAAGAAGAAGCUAUUGAAUUUCGAUGUCAAGUCCAAGGAGAUCCUCAGCCAACUGUAAGAUGGAAGAAGGAUGAUGCAGACUUACCAAGAGGAAGAUUUGACAUCAAAGAUGAUUACACAUUGAGGAUUAAAAAGGCCAUGAAUUCAGAUGAAGGCACCUAUAUGUGUAUUGCUGAGAAUCGGGUUGGAAGAGUUGAAGCAUCUGCUACUCUCACUGUGAGAGCUCGCCCUGUUGCUCCACCACAGUUUGUGGUUAGGCCAAGAGAUCAGAUUGUAAUUCAAGGUCGAACAGUUACAUUUCCAUGUGAAACAAAAGGAAACCCUCAGCCAGCUGUUUUUUGGCAGAAAGAAGGCAGUCAGAACCUGCUUUUCCCAAAUCAGCCUCUACAACCUAGCAGCAGAUAUUCAGUGUCACCAACUGGAGAUCUUACUAUUACAAACAUCCAGAGGUCUGAUGCAGGCUACUAUAUUUGUCAGGCCUUAACUGUUGCAGGAAGUAUUUUAGCAAAGGCCCAGCUGGAAGUUACUGAUGUUUUGACAGAUAGGCCUCCACCUAUAAUUCUACAAGGCCCAGCCAACCAGACAUUAGCAGUAGAUGGUACAGCCCUGCUGAAAUGUAAAACCACUGGUGAUCCUCUUCCUAUCAUUAGCUGGUUAAAGGAAGGAUUCACUUUUCUGGGUAGAGAUCCAAGAACAUCUUUACAAGAACACGGAACCCUACAGAUUAAGAAUUUACGUGUUUCUGAUACUGGCACGUACACAUGUGUGGCUACAAGUUCAAGUGGAGAGACAUCAUGGAGUGCUGUGUUAGAUGUAACUGAAUCUGGAGCACCAGUCAGUAAAAAUUAUGAUUUAAAUGACCUGCCUGGAUCACCAUCCAAACCUCAGGUCACUGAUGUCAGUAAGAACAGUGUCACCUUGUCCUGGCAACCAGGCAGCCCUGGAAGCCUACCAGCUAGUGCAUAUAUCAUUGAGGCCUUUAGCCAAUCAGUGAGCAAUAGCUGGCAAACUGUGGCAAAUCAUGUAAAGACAACGCUGUACACUGUAAGAGGACUGCGACCAAACACAAUAUACUUGUUCAUGGUGAGGGCUAUCAACUCUCAGGGUCUUAGUGACCCUAGCCCUAUGUCAGAUCCUGUGCGCACACAAGAUAUAAGCCCACCAGCACAAGGAGUAGAUCACAGACAGGUACAGAAAGAACUGGGGGAUGUCAUUGUACGUCUUCAUAACCCUGUUGUAUUAACUCCCACCACAGUUCAAGUCACAUGGACAGUUGAUCGUCAGCCCCAGUUCAUACAAGGCUAUAGAAUCUUUUAUCGUCAGACAUCAGGACCCCAGUCUCCAUCAACGUGGCAAAAUUUAGAUGUUAAAGUGUCUACAGAACGCAGUGCUGUUUUAGUUAAUCUGAAAAAAGGAGUAACUUAUGAAGUUAAAGUUCGACCAUAUUUUAAUGAAUUUCAAGGAAUGGACAGUGAAUCAAAAUCAGCCCAUACAACUGAGGAAGCUCCAAGUGCCCCUCCACAAUCUGUCACAGUGCUGACAAUUGGAAACCACAACAGCACAAGUAUCAGUGUUUCCUGGGAUCCUCCUCCUCCAGAUCAUCAAAAUGGAAUUAUCCAGGAAUAUAAGAUCUGGUGUUUGGGAAAUGAAACUCGGUUUCAUAUCAACAAAACUGUGGAUGCAUCAAUUCGAUCUGUUGUGAUAGGUGGAUUAUUCCCAGGCAUUCAGUAUCAGGUAGAAGUUGCAGCAAGCACCAGUGCAGGAAUUGGUGUGAAAAGUGAUCCUCAGCCCAUCAUAAUUGGGGGACGUAAUGAAGUUGUCAUCACUGAAAAUAACAACAGCAUAACUGAGCAAAUAACAGAUGUUGUGAAGCAGCCAGCCUUUAUAGCUGGUAUUGGAGGUGCAUGCUGGGUAAUUCUGAUGGGUUUCAGCAUCUGGUUGUAUUGGCGCAGAAAGAAGAGAAAGGGACUCAGCAAUUAUGCUGUUACUUUUCAAAGAGGUGAUGGCGGACUAAUGAGCAAUGGAAGCCGACCAGGGUUACUAGAUGCCAGUGACCCCAGUUAUCCUUGGCUUGCAGACUCCUGGCCAGCCACUAGUUUGCCUGUGAACAGUAGCAGUAGUGGGCCAAAUGACAUUGGAAAUUUUGGUCGUGGAGAUGUGCUGCCACCAGUGCCAGGCCAAGGAGAUAAAACCGCCACUAUGCUUUCUGAUGGAGCCAUUUAUAGUAGCAUUGACUUCACCACUAAAACGACUUACAAUAGCUCAAGCCAAAUAACACAAGCUACACCAUAUGCCACUACACAGAUCUUGCACUCCAACAGCAUUCAUGAAUUGGCUGUUGACUUGCCUGAUCCUCAGUGGAAAAGUUCAAUUCAACAGAAGACAGACCUGAUGGGAUUAGGCUAUUCUCUUCCUGAUCAAAACAAAGGUAACAAUGGUGGGAAAGGUGGAAAAAAGAAGAAAAAUAAAAACUCUUCUAAACCUCCCAAAAACAAUGGAUCUAACUGGGCUAAUGUUCCACUACCUCCUCCUCCUGUCCAGCCCCUUCCUGGAACAGAGCUGGAGCACUAUGCCACAGACCAGCAGGAAGCUGGUUAUGACAGUGAUGGCUGGUGUCCACCAUUACCAGUUCAAACAUAUUUACACCAAGGGAUGGAGGAUGAGCUAGAGGAAGAUGAUGACCGAGUCCCAACACCUCCUGUUCGAGGAGUGGCCUCAUCACCUGCCAUCUCAUUUGGACAACAGUCCACUGCAACUCUAACACCCUCCCCACGUGAAGAGAUGCAACCCAUGCUUCAGGCUCACCUUGAUGAACUCACCAGAGCCUAUCAGUUUGAUAUAACAAAGCAAACAUGGCACAUCCAAAGCAAUACACAACCUCCUCAGCCCCCAGUUCCACCAUUAGGUUAUGUUUCUGGAACCCUGAUUUCAGAUUUGGAGACAGAUAUUCCAGAUGAUGAUGAUGAGGAGGAGGAUGAUGAGGAUGAUGAUGAGGAUGACAAUGAUGACAAUGAUGAUGAAGAGGAGGAAGAAGCAUUAGAAAUUACUAGGCCCCUGAGAGGUCAAGAUCAGACUCCAGGAUCCAGUAUGGACAAUCUAGACAGUUCUAUGACAGGUUCAAUGGUAAAUGGAUGGGGUUCUGCAUCUGAUGAGGACUGUAACUUUUCUAGUCAUAGAUCUAGUGUAGGUAGUUCCUCAGAUGACUCCAUCUUGACCAGCAGCAGUUUUGCACAAGCACUGAUUGCAGCAGCAGAUAAAGCUGGUUUUAGGCUGAAUGGAACCAGCCUUACAAAAACAGGCAAAACAUUCUCUUCUCAAAGACCUCGACCAACCAGUCCCUUUUCUACAGACAGUAACACAAGUACAGCGCUGAAUCAGAGUCAGAGACCUAGACCCACUAAAAAACGCAAGGGAGGUAAAUUGGACCAACCUCCGUUGCCUCAUCGCAGGGAGGGAAUGACAGAUGAUCUUCCUCCACCACCAGAUCCCCCACCAGUUCAGGGUUUAAGGCACCAAAUAGGCCCUGGCCAACAUGGUGGUAACCUGGAAAGUUCUGCAGAGAGAAAAGGAAGCUCUCUGGAGAGACAACAUGCAUCCCCCAUAGAUGAAACAAAGAACUCAUUGGAUCUACAAGCUAGAACCUCACUAGAGUGGCAGCAGCAAACACAGGAAUGGAUAAGCACCACAGAACAUCAAGAAGAUUUAAGGAAAGUCCCACACAAACAAGCAUUUGAAUCAGAGGAGGUGCUGGUACCAUACAGUAAACCCAGCUUCCCAUCACCAGGUGGGCAUAAUUCAUCAGGAACAGCUUCUUCAAAAGGAUCAACUGGACCUAGAAAAGGCGAGGUCUUGCGAGGAAGUCACCAGCGCAAUGCCAGUGACCUUCUUGAUGUAGGCUAUAUGGGACCCAAUAGUCAAGGACAGUUUAUAGGUGAAUUAUUUGAGAAGAGAAAUGCAAAGCUGCUCUGAAGGACCAUCAGGUCUGAACUCAUGGAAGUGAUGACACUAAACAGUGCAAUGAACAAUUUCUUUAUUUAUGUACUAUUAAAAGAACUGUAAAUGCAAUGUAAAGCCACACAACCACACAUAUCCCACAGAUAUUUUACUUGUAUUCUCUUUGAAAGACACCAUCCACCUUAACUAUUUCUUGUCAGAAGUAUAUAAAAAAGAAAGAA
Gracilinanus agilis (Agile Gracile Mouse Opossum) is the source of this 4829-nucleotide messenger RNA. RefSeq names its product roundabout guidance receptor 2 (gene ROBO2). The record is from RefSeq and is a predicted model, not a curated record. Lineage: Eukaryota; Metazoa; Chordata; Mammalia; Didelphimorphia; Didelphidae. The transcript has 29 exons. The coding region runs from base 1 to 4623 and encodes 1540 amino acids. Gene Ontology annotation, molecular function: protein binding.